Messenger RNA from Drosophila virilis, 3240 nucleotides. RefSeq lists its product as uncharacterized. The record is from RefSeq and is a predicted model, not a curated record. Gene Ontology annotation, biological process: sphingolipid metabolic process. Lineage: Eukaryota; Metazoa; Arthropoda; Insecta; Diptera; Drosophilidae. Gene Ontology annotation, cellular component: lysosome.
AGUUGCUCUUGGAAUCCCAACUGAGACGCAUUGUUUUAAAGAUCAACUAAAUAAUUUAUUUAAAAACAAAAAAAAAAACAAUGCGUUCCGCGGGUCCCUCAGCCUUUGUGGCUGUGAUUCUUAUGCACAGCUUUCUCGUUUCCGCAACGAUUCCUGAGGAAGUAGCAGGGAUCAAAUGCAAGCUUCACCCUACAAACUUGUGCGACACUCUGAGAAUUCAGCCCGAUCAGCUAACCUGCACCACCUGCAACCUGCUCAUGCUGGCUUAUAAGAAAGAGUUUGACUCCACCACCCGGGCGGACAUGAUUGAAAAACUGCUGCACACCUGCUACAGCCUUCACAGCCUGUCGGACACCUGCGCCAACAUUGUCUCCAACUACUUUGAUGACUUCUAUGAGCUGGCAAAGCAGCAUCUUCAGUCGAACGACAUUUGCCAAGUCGUAAGCAUGUGUGCGAAUGCCGAGAGUACACCAGAGGCGUUGGCUCCUCCAGCGAUCAAAAGCGAUCAGUUCUACUGUGGCCAGUGCAAGCAAUUGGUGCAACAUUUGCGUGAAUCCCUGUUGCACAAUACAACUGAGGCGCAGUUUAGGCAAAAGCUGGAUGGUUACUGCAAAAAAACGCGCGGCUUCAAGAACGAGUGUCUGACGGUUGUAGAUCAGUUCUAUCAUAUUAUCUACAGUAUCUUGAAAAGUAAACUGGAUGCCGAUAGCGUUUGCUCGUUCAUCAAUGUCUGCCACGAGCAUAAGAAACUGCAGGAGGAAACAGAAAGUCUGCAACUAAUUGACACCAACGACGAAUUGGAAUCCAGUAUUGAGCCGCAACUACCCCAGUGUUUCGCAUGCAAAAGUGCUUUUAGGAUUGUCAAGAAACUGAUUCGUUCCAACAUCAGCAAUGAGAAGCUCAAGAACGCCAUGAAUCAAGCCUGCAACAAGGUGGGAAAACUGUCAAACAAAUGUCACGGAGUGAUCGACAGGCACGGAGAUCAAAUGGCACGCUUUGCAAGGAAUCCCAGAGUAAUAUGCGCCCUGAUAGGCAUGUGUUUUCCUAUUGGACAACAAGAUAUCCAACUAGCACCAGUCGAAUUGGAAGUCGAGCUUUUAGUUGGCGAUGCCAAUAAGAGCGAGCAGCUGCAAUUGACCGCUGAUAUUGAGGACAAGCAAUCGAUUAAUUGUCAGCUCUGCAAAAAGGUGUUCAAGACUCUGCAUAAAAUGGUUGAGCAUCAUCAGGAUAUCAAACUGGCCAUGGAUCGCGUGUGUCACGUGCUAAAGGAACAGAAUCUGAUGAAUGAAUGCCAGAAUAUUAUAAAGCAGCACGCCGAUAUGAUCAUUGAUCUAAUAAAAAAGAAUGUGCCACGCCAGCAAAUAUGCAGAGCCCUUAACAAGUGCCUCAUAUACGAGACAGAGGACCUUUUUGAUAUUCAAGAGCAACUAGACGAUCAUUACCAGCUCGAAAUCGACGAUGAGCAGCAUGAUCUGUUCGCACUCGAAGAACCUUUAACAGCCGUUGAACUUAUAUCCAAAGGCUCGCCCAAAUGUGCUGUUUGCAAGACGGCAAUUAAGGCCUUGCAGCAUAUGGUGCAUCACCAUGAGGACAAGGGUGAAAUCACAAAGGCUUUGGGCCAUGUUUGUCACAGGAUGGGAAAACUGCAACAUGCCUGCGAAAGUGUGGUCAACAAUCAUGGCGCUCAGAUAGUCGAUCUUAUGACGAAGCAUAUGUCAGCUGAAUUAAUCUGCAAGGCGAUCCACGUGUGCCACUUCUCGGCAACCGAAGAGGAUUAUGUAAUUGAUGAGACAGUGGAAGAGGAAGAGGUGAUUCCGUCAGAGCUGGAGGAACCCCAGCUAGCUACUAAUGUUGGCUUUAAAGGAUCGCCCAAAUGCGCCCUCUGCAGAGCUACGAUGAAAGCUUUGCAACAUAUAAUACGCAAAGGUGGAGAUAGUGGUAGUAUUGAGAAAGCUUUACAGAAAGUCUGCCAUACGAUGGGAAAACUCAAGGGCAGAUGCACGAAAAUGGUGCAAAAACACGGCCAUAAAAUUGUUGAUCUAAUGACAAAGAAGACGGCGGGCCACAAGAUAUGCACGUUGAUUGGCAUGUGCCAUAAGUCUGUCUCAGUAGAAGAUUUGGAAGCUGACAAUGAGGAACAGAUAGAAUACUUCGAGAAUUUUGAUAUCCUCGAUGCGCUCCUCAAAGAGGAGACGGAUCUGUCCCCUCUGGAAGUAUCCAAAGGCUCGCCCAAAUGUGCUGUUUGCAAGACGGCAAUUAAGGCCUUGCAGCAUAUGGUGCAACACCAUGAGGACAAAGGUGAAAUCACGAAGGCCUUGGGCCAUGUUUGUCACAGGAUGGGAAAACUGCAACAUGCCUGCGAAAGUGUGGUCAACAAUCAUGGCGCUCAGAUAGUCGAUCUCAUGGCAAAACAUAUGUCAGCUGAAUUAAUCUGCAAGGCGAUCCACGUGUGCCACCUCUCGACUGCAAGAGACGAAGAUUCUGAAAUUGCUGAGACAAUGCUCGAGGAACAAAUCGAUCAGUCCGAGGCCUUGGAAUUGGUUCAGUUAGCCGAGGGCCCCGUCUGCAUAUUUUGCGAGCUGUUCAUAUCCAAGUUUAAGACAAGCGUGAAUUCCAAGGAGAAGCAGACUCAUUUCAUAAAGGAAAUUCUGACCAGCUGCGAUCAACUGCCCUCUAUGUUCCGUAAAGAAUGCCAUGACAUCGCCGUACGUUUUGGCCCAUUAGCUUUGGAUAUGUUGGGCAGUGUUUCGCCACAGGAAGCAUGUCGUCUAGUUCAUUUCUGCUUCAGCGAGGAGGAAUACAAUGCAUUUGUGGCGCUGGUACAGGCCAAGCUGGAGAGUUCACAGCUGGCCCAGCCGGAGCAAGGACCGAUCUGCAUAAUAUGCGAGCUGCUUGUGACUAGAUUCGAGAAGCUGCUGGACACCAAAGCCAAACGGGCCCACAUACUGCAUUCAUUUCUUGUGACCUGUGAUUAUAUGCCCCAUUUUAUCCGAAAUCCAUGCCACAGCCUAAUUUAUGGCUACGGUGCCGCCGCCUUAGAUCUAAUUAGCAAAGUGAAGCCCGAGGAUGUGUGCAAUCACCUGCCGCGAUGCUCCAGUCAAACGAUCCAAGAUAGCAAUGAAAAUAUUGCACAAUAACUUAACAAUAAGAUAACCAAUAUUCCUAAUAUUUCCAUUAACAACAUAUUUUUUAUACUUUCUAAAUACCAUGCACAUAUUACCUUUUUAUAUAUAUCUACAC